Molecule: messenger RNA, 1572 nt
Organism: Lolium rigidum
Lineage: Eukaryota; Viridiplantae; Streptophyta; Magnoliopsida; Poales; Poaceae
Product: F-box protein At5g07610-like
Exons: 6
Coding region: 1-1572 (523 amino acids)
Molecular function (GO): protein binding
Source: RefSeq, a predicted model, not a curated record
AUGAGGCCGGCCUCAUCUUCGCCCGCUGCGCGCCGCAGCUCGGACUCGACCGCGGUGGGAAUCGGUGGCAGUGCUGGCCGGGAGGCCUCGCGCGGCGACGCAGAGCGGCACGACCGAGAGGCGCUCGACCACCUCUGGUCAGCGUCCACCUUCCUAGACUACACCUUCAGUGGUGUCGAGCCCAUCUUCCACUCCAACCCCACGCCUCACCGACCACACCCAAUUCCCCUCCCCUCCCCACAGCAAACCCUGAACCCCGACGCCUCUGUGCCCGCGGUGGAUGACCACCGUGCGACCCGUCUCCCCCAAAUCCUGCGUUCUGCUGCUCUCCUUCCGGUCUCCACGUCGCCCUCCGGGAUCCUAAGAUUGGAUCCCAAACUAUACGGGAUGGAUCUGCUGCUGGCCGCGGCGGACGCCAGCGUCCUCACCGAGGACCUCACCGUCGAGAUCCUCUCUCGGGUACCCUACAGCUCCAUCUGCCGCUUCAAGUGCGUGUCCAAAUCAUGGCUCGCCCUCUGCUCCGACCCUGCCCUCCGCAGGAAGUCGCCUCAAACGCUGUCCGGCUUUUUCUACCGGAGCAAUCAGCUCGGUCGCCAGUUCACCAAUCUGUCGGGGAGAGGCCGGCCUAUGGUCGACCCCUCUCUCUCCUUCCUGCCCAGCAGCUGUAAGACCAUCCAAAUCAUCGACUCCUCCAACGGUCUUCUGCUGUGCGGCUACGCCAAAAAGUACGAGUACGAGUACCUCGUGUGCAAUCCUGCAACUGAGAAGUGGGCUGUGUUGCCAGAGACGAAUGCCAUGGUGGGAAUGCACACCGCGCGUCUGUGUUUCGACCCAGCGGCGUCGUCUCACUUCAGAGUUUUCCUGCUCGUGAAAGACAGGCUUGAAGUCACUGGGGUGAAGGUCUACUCAUCAAAAACUGGAGCAUGGACCUACCGUCAGAGCGAGUGGGGUGAUAGCUGUAUAGUGCACGAUGCUGCAAAAAGUGUAUUCUUCAAUGACACAAUGCAUUUCACUACAUCUGGUUCUUCGGUAGUCACGGUUGAUAUGGAGCUCAGCAGAUGGAGGAGAAUCCCGACACCGCACCCAACAAAUUCCAGCUUCAUAGGGCUGUCUCGGGGCUGCCUGUAUUUGGUUCGCUGUGAUUAUAACAAUGACUACCAUCUGUCAGUUUGGGUCCUCGAGAACUGUGGAGGUCAUUAUUAUCAGCAUUUCGAGUCAGUGUUGGAGACACCAUCACAUUUUCUUGAGAUGAAGACAAAAGAUAUAUACAAUGUCUCUGUCCUUUCCGAAUCAGAUGGAGAGAAAUAUUGGAUUGGAUUUCCUGAGUGCAAUGAUCUACCUGGUGAUUGCGAGGAAUCUUUCUAUAAAUCUUACUUUACGGAUGCAAUGGAUGUUUCUGAAGAAGAAAUGAACAGAAUUAUCACACGCAUGAAGGAGUUCAUGAACCAUCCGUGUUAUUAUGAUCAUACUCCUAAUUUUAUAAUACACAGGCUAGAUAAUGAUGAAUUCUCUAGCUGGGAAGUUCCACUAGAAGCUGUGAAAAUCAAAUAUUGUUCUACCAAGAAAGGGUGA